Messenger RNA from Paramisgurnus dabryanus, 3406 nucleotides. It is a transcript of the gene ntrk3a, whose product is annotated as neurotrophic tyrosine kinase, receptor, type 3a. Gene Ontology annotation, biological process: protein phosphorylation; positive regulation of kinase activity; cell surface receptor protein tyrosine kinase signaling pathway. The record is from RefSeq and is a predicted model, not a curated record. Lineage: Eukaryota; Metazoa; Chordata; Actinopteri; Cypriniformes; Cobitidae. Gene Ontology annotation, molecular function: transmembrane receptor protein tyrosine kinase activity; neurotrophin receptor activity; neurotrophin binding. Gene Ontology annotation, cellular component: axon; plasma membrane; signaling receptor complex.
UUAGUCUCCAAGUCGGAGCUCCAACAACCUGGAACUACGCGACAAACAGCACCGAGGAGACGGGGUACCCGUACCAUGCAGCCCGGGGAGGAAGACAAUCUGGGUCCGUUGAUUUUUGAUCCCUUUCUUCAUUGACGGAGUAUUUUUCUCUUUACUGCAAUCUCAUUUAUCUGACAUACCUUCACUCGUUCGCGCACCCGUGCGCGCUCUCCCAUCGCCAUACGGAUACGCGGAGCUCUUUCUCUUCGCGCUUUUCUUUUGCAAUUAAACAUUAACCCAUCAAAGGAGCUAAAACAUUAAGGGAAACACCUGGCAAAAUGGAUUUAUUCUCCAUUCCACCCCGUGUCGGCUGGUGGAGGGUCUUGUUUCUCUUGAGCAUCUUCCAAGAUUACAUGAGCUCCAUGUUGGACUGCCCGCCGACCUGCACUUGUUCGGUUACGGACAUCUUUUGCAAUAAGUCUUACAAAGGGAAUUUCUUUCCCCUGCUGGCACUACAGGACACAGGGAGCGACGGGAAUACCACCAACAGCCUCCAGGACCUGUAUGAGAACAUCACAUCAAUACAUAUUGAGAACUGGUCGGGCUUGCAGACGUUGAGCAGUCUGGACAUGGAGCUAUACACUGGCCUUCAGAGACUGAGCAUUGUGAACUGCAACCUACGUGGGAUUCAGUCGCGAGCGUUUGCCAAGAACCCCAACCUGCGUUACAUAAACUUGUCCAGGAAUCCCCUGGCGACUCUUUCCUGGCAGCUCUUUCAGCAUCUUCAACUUUCAGAACUGAAGCUGGAAGGAGUCGUGUUUAACUGCAGCUGCCAAAUCCGCUGGAUCCAGCUGUGGCAGCAGAGAGGCGAAUCUGGACUCCAUAACCAGCAGUUGUACUGUAACAAUGGCUUUUACAAGAUCCCCCUACAGCUGAUGAACAUCUCUCAGUGUGAUAUACCAGAGAUGAGCGUAAGUCACAGUAACCUGACGGUGAUAGAAGGAGACUCGAUCACAGUCACCUGUAAUGGUUCAGGGGUGCCGGUACCAGAAGUAGAUUGGACUGUAAAUGGACUUCACUCCAUUAAUACUCACCAAUCCAAUCAAUACCCACCGAAUGUUCACUCUAUCAACUUAACUCUGGUCAACGUCAGCCGGGAGGAUAACGGUUUCAUGCUGACCUGCAUUGCAGAGAAUAUAGUUGGGAUGACUAAUUCCUCCAUACAGCUGUCAGUUCAAUAUCCUCCUGUCAUUAUUAAGUUCGAGGAACCUGAGAAAUGGCACGACACUUGUAUGCUCUUCACGGUGCGCGGGCAUCCCCUGCCCACCUUGCGGUGGUUUUAUAAGAGCGUGGAGUUGAAGCCCACCGACUACAUCCACCCAGAGAUGGCAGUCUAUCAGGACAAUCUGGAGGGAUGCCUUAAGUUUCAAAACCCCACCCACCACAACAAUGGCAACUACACACUAGAGGCCCGCAACUCUCUGGGUGUGGCGGUCAAAACUGUUUGCGCCCACUUCCUGAAGCCACCUUUUGUAGACUACAUAGAUUAUGUGAGUCCCGCUGUUCCAACCACAACACAUCGGCCCGAAGAGGACACAUUUGGUGUGUCGAUUGCGGUUGGCUUGGCUGGCUUUGCCUGUGUUCUCCUUGUCGUCAUGUUUGUGCUAAUCAACAAAUAUGGCAGGCGUUCAAAGUUUGGCAUGAAAGGACCGGUGGCUGUAAUCAGUGGAGAAGAAGACUCGGCCAGCCCUCUCCACCACGUCAACCAUGGCAUCAUAACCCCAUGCACCCUGGAUGCCGGGCCAGACGCCGUGGUGAUUGGCAUGACGCGCAUCCCAGUCAUCGAGAACCCGCAGUACUUCCGGCACGGUCCUAAUUGCAACAAGCCCACCACUUAUGUACAACACAUUAAGCGCAGAGACAUCGUGCUCAAGAGAGAACUUGGAGAGGGGGCUUUCGGGAAAGUGUUCCUGGCUGAGUGCUACAACCUAAGCCCCACAAAGGACAAAAUGCUAGUGGCUGUCAAGACCUUGAAGGACCCCACCCUUUCGGCGAGAAAAGAUUUCCAGCGAGAGGCCGAACUGCUGACUAACCUUCAGCAUGAACACAUAGUCAAGUUUUACGGUGUCUGCGUGGAUGGCGACCCUCUCAUCAUGGUCUUUGAGUACAUGAAGCACGGAGACCUCAACAAGUUCCUCAGAGCUCAUGGUCCAGACGCAAUGAUCCUGGUUGAUGGGCAGCCACUGCAGACCAAUGGAGAACUGGGACUGUCUCAAAUGUUGCACAUAGCCACUCAGAUUGCAGCAGGGAUGGUCUACCUGGGAUCUCAGCACUUUGUACAUCGUGACCUGGCAACACGAAACUGCCUGGUGGGCAACGGCCUUCUCGUGAAAAUCGGAGACUUCGGAAUGUCGAGAGACAUCUACAGCACGGAUUACUAUCGGGUGGGAGGUCACACCAUGCUGCCCAUUCGCUGGAUGCCACCAGAAAGCAUCAUGUACAGGAAGUUCACGACGGAGAGUGACGUGUGGAGCUUCGGUGUCAUCCUCUGGGAGAUCUUCACCUAUGGAAAGCAGCCAUGGUUUCAGCUGGCAAAUAAUGAAGUAAUCGAAUGUAUCACACAAGGACGUGUACUGGAAAGGCCACGACUUUGUCCCAAGGAGGUGUACGACAUCAUGCUGGGGUGCUGGCAGAGGGAACCCCAGCAGAGGUUGAACAUCAAAGACAUCCAGAAAAUUCUUUAUGCCAUGGGCAAAGCCACACCCGUCUACCUGGAUAUCUUGGGCUAGUGUUUGUUGGAAUUCGUUUGUCUGUCUGCGUCAAUCCAAAAAAGAGGAACAACCUGGGAAUACCCCAAAACGACAUGUACCUUACUGCUUCACUGUCAGACACCUACAACCCGGGGAUGGACUUAAGUGCCUGCUACUUCUUUCGAUACACUGGAUAACAGUCUUUAAAAAGCACUUUUACAUUUUGUUUACCUGCAUAUAAAAUGUACAGACCUGCGGUAAGAAAAAGAGUCGUACGCUAUUUCGUUCUUUUCAUUUUGGUAAGAAGAGCCUACUUUUCGAUUCUAAGGAAAUCCCAACUAAAAUAUGGAAAACGAAGAAAGAUGUGUUUCCUGACUGCUUGAGAAAACUCCCCCUGUGGUUACUUGGUUUUCAUUUUAUAAAAAAAAAUAUAUUUUUAUUUAUUUUAUUUCUCCGAGUAUGGACGUCUGCCAUGUUUCCCGCUGAGGGUAUCUCAGCUUUUGGAUAUGACCGCUCGCCGUUGCCACUUCAGAUGAUUGGCAAGGACUUUUUCGUGGAAAAGCCUUACUGCGUUCUGAUCGGCCGGAUCUUCUCUUUGACCCUUCUGGAAGUAUCCAACAGGGCUUUUAAAUACAAUGAGGAGCUUUUCGGUGAACGGAUUAACUUGAAGGAGCAAA